AUAGAGAUAGUAGUCAAUAUCGCCAUGAACCACGUUAUGGGACGAUUGCAAUUUGUCACUAACGCUGUGUUACUACUGUAGGUUGGGUAACCAAGCAUAAUAUGUUACGUAACUGUGGACGUGGACGUGGAAGUGGACGUCGACGUGGACGACAUUACUUUUAGCAGAGGGAUGGUGUGAGGAGGCAUAACUGCGUUUCAUGAUGGCGGGGAAGAGGCUGUUUAGAUGGUCUGCAAGACGUCGCAUGUUUUUGAUGGCCCUGCUGGGCUGCUGUACACUUCUGGCUGUAGCUAACCUGGUCAGGCUGCUGCAGUCACCGCCCACUGGGAAACACAAUCGGGCACGUGAUACUAACAGUGAACUACAUGGCAAGAACGGUGCACCAUACACAGGCAUGCAUGGAAGGAAAGGUCCUAUCGAUCUGAAUUCUGAAACUGAAAGACUACAUCUGGAUGUAUAUGGAAGCAAUUCAUGGAGCAUCAUUCAUCAAAAGAAAUCCCCCGAUGAAUUAAUCAAGUACAAUAAUAAACCACAUGCCUAUCAAAACCUGACUGUCCACUUCCUCAUUGGUCAGGAUAAUUCCCGUUUUGAAAUGCAGAAUUUUCUGUCUGUAUGGAGUGUAAUGAAGAACAUGAACCCGUGCAAAGUAAUGUUCCAUUGUCACGUGUUGCCCAUGAACACGCCAUGGUGGAGACGAACCCUUCAGAUAAUCCCAAACAGAAAACUAAUCCUAAUAAACGCCGGGAAUUAUUCCCGAUAUACGCCCACCAUGAGAGAUAUGGUAUGGAACCACGGCGAUGUCAUUGUUACACCAAACAUCGUGUUUUUGAAGAAUCUGAAUGACUUACAACGAUAUGAUCUGCUUGCUUACGUUAAUAAAAACAAAGUAGGCAUGUUGUACCUGUCAAAAGCGUCGUCUCUAAAAGAUAUAGUUGACCUAAUUGAUGAUGCUUUCAAGAAAGGUCAAAUUGACUAUAACAAAUUGAUAGGACUUGUUGAGAAGAGGAACGUUCUCCGCCAUCAGCAGGCUGACUCCGGGAUGUGCUGCGUGAAUGAAAUGCAGUCGCCAGCUGCUGACCAUCUGUUGAGAAAUAGAACUCUGGUCAGUAUAGACGUCACCUAUACGGCCUAUAACCCACCACCAACACUGGACAACAUACUGAAGUCAUCAACUCAGUUGGCUACCAUAGGCAGGAAGGUCUUGUUCGAAUCUACGGCCAAAGUUGCCCAAUCCGUGCCAAACGUGUUUCUUUACCUGUGGGACGAGAGUACAGUUAGAGAUUUAAACAUGAUGGAACUGUUGAGUAUUAAAAGCGUUUACCAUUUUGCAAAGCCCGAUGAAAUACGUUUCUAUAGCACCAUUACCCCGUCGGGACCACGAUGGGAUGACGUCAUGAAACUACCGUCGUUUACGUUCAUCAAAACAGAUACAUCAGUGUUGCGUGACAGUUGUGUGGAAUGUAAGAUACUUCUCAAGCAUGGCGGUUUCCUUAUUCAUUUUGAUGUUAUUCUCACAGAAGGCGUAGAUCUGUUCCGUCUUGGGUAUAACUUGAGGCUUGGCACCAAGAGUUCGGGUCCAAAUGUCACAAUAGACUUUGGUCACAGAUUCCAGUUUUUAACAAAAGAGGAGUUUCAGAAACAAAAACGCAGGGUGUGUCCAAACGUCGUAAUGGCGGUGGUGAAUGGGCGUUAUUAUGCAGUUAUCUGUCCACAAGUUAUACAUGACGUGAACAGGAAGGGAAUCAGUUCUUGUUUGAAUUCUACGUUUGUUCAAGUGCCGAGUCCUGAUUUCAUAAUACAGAAGGUGAACAAAUCAUCGGUGGCUUCAAUGACAGGUUGUAUUGCCGAUGUGGCCCGGUAUGUAUUAUUUGGAGAGACGAAAGCCUUUACAGAAGAAACAUAUCGCGUACCCAACGUCAUCCAUUACAUUUGGUUUGGGAAGGAAACACAGUUUCAUAUGUAUAUGUUCCUAUGUAUCUACAGUGCCUCCAUUAACCAGAAACCAGACCGCAUAUACUUCCAUUAUAACCAAUUACCAAAAGGGACAUGGUGGCAGACCUUUGACCUUCGCAGUCAACUUGACCCUUGUGCGCACAACGCCACCUACCUCCAUCUUCGGGCGACCAAUCAGCGUGGUUGAGCAUCAAUCGGACGUCGCCAGGUUGGAAAUUCUCAAGAACUACGGAGGUAUUUAUCUCGACAUCGAUGUCUUUGUAAUUAACCGUCUUGACCCGUUACGAACACACAGUUUCGUCAUGUCAGAGGAACAACC
Messenger RNA from Haliotis rubra (blacklip abalone), 2272 nucleotides. RefSeq lists its product as uncharacterized. Bases 200 to 2140 code for a protein of 646 amino acids. The transcript has 2 exons. Lineage: Eukaryota; Metazoa; Mollusca; Gastropoda; Lepetellida; Haliotidae. The record is from RefSeq and is a predicted model, not a curated record.